Messenger RNA from Dreissena polymorpha, 782 nucleotides. RefSeq lists its product as uncharacterized. The record is from RefSeq and is a predicted model, not a curated record. NCBI's taxonomy places the organism in Eukaryota, Metazoa, Mollusca, Bivalvia, Myida, Dreissenidae. The coding region runs from base 219 to 782 and encodes 187 amino acids. The transcript is spliced from 5 exons.
CCCACACAAGCGUUCUCGUUGAUGACACUGGACAGUUGAAUUCCUUUGGACUACAAGCUGAAGACAAGUAUGCUUCGUGUGUGGACGAACAUAAAGACAUUGCCUGGAGACUUUUUAGGCAUUUUACAAUUCAACUUCAUGAUAAAACGAUUUUAUCAGAACAGACUGUUAUACAAGACUACGAAGGAAAUAAUUAUUCUGCCAUCGAAAUAUUUACCAUGGCGAUAAAAUACCUACAUGGUCGCCUCAUGGAUAGGUUGAUAUCAAAUAUCAACGGCAUUUACGAAACCGACGUUAAGUAUGUCAUCCCAGUACCAGCAAAUUGGCAUUCUUCUGCAGAGCAGUUCAUACGAAUCGCUGCAAAAAACGCGGGAAUUGAUCAAGAUCGUCUUGAGAUAGUGUUCGAAGAUCAGGCUGCCGUAAAAUGGUGUACCAGCGAUGCAGGACCAGUUUCUCGUCUAGGAGGCUGUAAAUAUAUGAUUAUUUACCUAGGAGGUACCUCAGCAGAAAUAAUAGUUCAUAAGCAAAUGGUAAGUGGCAAUAUUGAAGAAGAACACUGUUCGAGUUGUUGGCAAUGGAAUGAAACGUAUAUUUAUCAGAAGUUCAGUCUUUAUCUAGAAAAUCUGGCUGGAAAAGAAGCAUUGGACGAAUUACGAAAGAACGAAAUCAGCGAGUAUUUAGAAAUUCAUAACCGAUUUUUGAACUUUAUACGGAACUUUAAGGGUGGAGGUGACAACAACUUUAGGACUCUUCGGAAAUCAUUUCUUGGUUUGAACAUAUAA